Purpureocillium lilacinum is the source of this 1782-nucleotide messenger RNA. RefSeq lists its product as uncharacterized. NCBI's taxonomy places the organism in Eukaryota, Fungi, Ascomycota, Sordariomycetes, Hypocreales, Ophiocordycipitaceae. The record is from RefSeq and is a predicted model, not a curated record. Gene Ontology annotation, molecular function: aspartic endopeptidase activity, intramembrane cleaving. Gene Ontology annotation, cellular component: lumenal side of endoplasmic reticulum membrane; cytoplasmic side of endoplasmic reticulum membrane; membrane. Gene Ontology annotation, biological process: membrane protein proteolysis.
AUGGCGACCAACGCAACCGGAGGCAUGGGCCCCGGCGAGGGCAUCCUCGACGGCGUCAACGCCACCCUCAGCGGCAACGGCACUGACUCUGCCUCCUCCGCCUUCAGCCUCCUGCGCGACCUCGACUUCAUGAUGCUCGAGCUCAAGCUCGUCACUGGCGCCAUGGGAAUCAUCUACCUCGGCGCGCACGCCUCUUUGCGCCGUCCACCGUCCGCCUCCCCCGCCAAGCCCAAGAAGACCCGUGACGGCCGGGAGCAGGACGAAGACGAGGACGAGGACCGCUUCUCGCAGGGCCUCGAGCUCACCGACGCCAUUGUCUUUCCGCUCGUCGCUGGCGCUAUUCUCGUCGGCCUGUACUACCUCAUCCAGUGGCUCAACGACCCGGCCAUUCUCAACAAGGUCUUGCGCUGGUACAUGUCGACCAUGUCCAUCGCCAGCUUACUGACGCUGUACGCCCAUGCCAUGGAGCUCGCCACCUCUUUUGUCUUUCCGCGCUACUGGCGCGCGCGAGACGGUGUCCUGAGAAAGGUCAUCCAGAGCGCCCGGGCCGUCGCGCUGUGCGACGACGUGGGGAACGUGGUUGAGGGGCGCAACGCCGCGACCGAGUCGAACCCACUGCCUGGCCCGCUCGCUGUGCUGGCCUGGUCCGAGAGGGCCAAGAACGCGGCAUGGGGGCUGCGCAGCCUGCUCACGAGGCACUGGAUCAUCGGGUUCUUUGUCCACGGCGUCGUCGGCAAGCAAAAGGCCAAGAUCAAGUUUGCCCACAUGAUGUCCCUGCUGCUGGCGCUGGCAACGGCCCUCGUCUACUUUUCGACGUCGUCGCCGUUGCUGUCCAACAUGCUUGGGUAUGGCAUGUGCUAUGGUUCGUUUCUGGUUCUCUCGCCGACCGACUUUCUCAUUGGGUCUCUGGUCCUGAUCGGCCUGUUCUUCUACGAUAUUUACAUGGUCUUCUUCACGCCGUAUAUGGUCACCGUUGCCACCAAGCUGGACGUGCCCAUCAAGCUCGCCUUUGAGGCUGGCACGAGGAAGAGCAUCCUCGGCCUCGGCGACAUUGUCAUCCCCGGCAUGGUCAUUGGCUGGGCUCUGCGCCUUGAUCUUUGGAUCUACUACAUGCGCAAGGUCAAGUACGAGUCGACGGAUCUCAAAAUCGUCGAAAAGGACGCCACAUCGGGCGAGCUGGUAACACGCAGUGAGACCAAGCACCGCGAGAUAAAGCCGCGGUACGUCAACGUCAAGGCUUGGUGGGGAGAGAAGCUCUGGACGCGCGGCACGCUGUUCGUCACCGGAGCCAGGCAGGUCCCCGCGGACCUGGCAGCCGUCAGCUUCCCCAAGACGUACUUUUACGCGUCCAUGGUCGGCUACGCGCUGGGCAUGAUGGCGACACUGGCCAUGUUGAUCGUCUUCAAGCAGGGCCAGCCCGCGCUGCUGUACCUGGUCCCCGGCGUCCUGGGGUCUCUGGUCGUCACGGCCCUCGCGCGCGGCGAGAUGAGGGACAUGUGGACGUACACCGAAGACGGGACGCUCGACACGGUGGACGUGGUCGUGGACCUGGACGGCGAGGGCAGGGCAAUCAAGAGGAUUGGCAAGCUGGAGAAUGGCGUCGUCGAUACCACGAAGGAGGCCGACGGCGGCGACAAGGACAGCAAGGAUGGCAAGAGCGGCGACAAGACCAAGGCCGACAAGCCCUCCGACGAGCCGGAAAGAGGCGAAAAGGGGAGGAAAGGGCACCGAGUGUUUUUGCUGUCGCUGGACGCGCCGUCCGAUGGGGAGUACGAGGACUAG